AUGUACAUCCUCUUAUCCGCUUCCAUCCCUGAAAUCCUGAGCACAAUCAACACACGCUUUACUCUUAACCACCGACCUAACACCCCGACUCUUAUUCAAAAUCCCAAGGUGUCUAGCCUCCUGCUCAAUAUCCCUCACACUCCUCCCAAGCCCCAGAUACCCCUCAUCAUCCAACGCAAACAAAGCCUCCUGAACCCAAACGCGGCAACAAAGCCUCUCCCAAAACCGAACCGAAUACAGCGCCAACGGAACAAGCGCCAGCCGCCUCGCCAGCGCAGCGUGCAGGACAGGCUCGACAACGCCAAUCUGCAGCGCCAGCACCACCCGCGUGCUGCUCGCUAUAUCAUUCACAGCUUCGCUUUUGCAUUCCCAGGUACUCGGGUUCGCUUCGUUGGUUAUUGGAAAGUUCGUCCUGUGUUGACUGUUGCGGCGAGGUAG
Messenger RNA from Penicillium bovifimosum, 438 nucleotides. RefSeq lists its product as uncharacterized. The record is from RefSeq and is a predicted model, not a curated record. The transcript is spliced from 2 exons. Lineage: Eukaryota; Fungi; Ascomycota; Eurotiomycetes; Eurotiales; Aspergillaceae. The coding region runs from base 1 to 438 and encodes 145 amino acids.